This is a messenger RNA of Lineus longissimus, 2565 nucleotides long. RefSeq names its product proton-coupled zinc antiporter SLC30A2-like. Gene Ontology annotation, cellular component: plasma membrane. The record is from RefSeq and is a predicted model, not a curated record. NCBI's taxonomy places the organism in Eukaryota, Metazoa, Nemertea, Pilidiophora, Heteronemertea, Lineidae. Gene Ontology annotation, molecular function: zinc ion transmembrane transporter activity. The transcript has 10 exons. Gene Ontology annotation, biological process: zinc ion transmembrane transport; response to zinc ion. Bases 647 to 1972 code for a protein of 441 amino acids.
ACAGCUGAUUUCAUAUUGGUUUCAAAGGACACAGAAAUAGGCCGGAUUGAAAAACAGCCAAUUUCAUAUUGGUUUCGAAGGACAUGGAGUUCACUGUUUUGGAGAAAAUUAGGAGUUGAUAUUGCAGGCACCAGUUCAUAUUCUACGGGAUUAAAAUCAGCUCGAUUGAGAAUUGGUUCUCUCUGGAUCAGCUCUCAGUUAAAAUGUUGACCUUCCUGAACUAAAAUAUAGACUAGAGUUCUUUAUUCAUAAUUGGAUGGAUCCAUUGAUUCGCAUUCUGGAUUGCUAGUUUGGAUAAAGAGAGAUAACAGAAAAAGUUAUAGUUUUUCACUUACUGGAAUGAUGUCCUUCUAGGAUUUGCCGCCGAACUUUAAAAAAAUACAAACUUGUGAUUACCUUUCUGAUCUUGGUGACUUGUGACUCUGCCAUGACAUUCUAGGAUUUGCACCCAAGCUUUUCAUGAUCGCUAAUCUGUGAAAGCUUAUCUUUAAUUAGCCAAACAUUGUAAACUGAUGACAGGACAAACAUCAAAUUUGCACCCCACACCAAACUUUUGCAAACUUCUCCCGAUACCAUAUGAUAAUGGUAUAUGCCUAUAAUCAAACAAUAAAUAUUUAUAUAAAGUCCUGCCAAUAAAUUAAUCAUUAUGAGUGUGGGAGAGGAAAGCUUAGGAAGUGCUUCAAAAAGGAAGGUUCUCGCUGUCACAAGUUUUAUGAGCAAGGAGGCGCAAGCUAUGAGGAAAAAAGACGACAUGACGAUUCCCCUUACGGGAGAGGCCAACGGGACCGGGAAAGGAAAAAUAAUAAAGACUGAUUACCGCAGUAUCGGAUCCCCCAACUCAAGCGACGAGGAUGACGAAACAGGUUUAAUCACUUCCAUUACCAAUUCCGGCUCUCACUGCCACGUAAAAAGAAAGGGUAAUAUCAUCAACAGAUCUGCCCAGAAACAGCUCAUGUUGGCGAGUUUGUUAUGUGUAAUUUUCAUGAUCGGAGAGGGAGUGGGUGGAGCCUUGGCCAGAAGUUUAGCUGUGGUGACGGAUGCUGCCCAUCUCCUCACCGACUUCGCCAGUUUCAUGAUCAGUUUAUUAGCCAUAUAUCUCGCGUCGCGCCCAGCCACCAAGAAGAUGAGUUUCGGCUGGUACAGAGCAGAGGUGAUGGGGGCGCUAGUAUCAGUGUUGAUGAUCUGGGUGGUAACCGGUAUUCUUGUAUAUAUGGCCGUUCUCCGUGUUAUCAACGAGGAUUAUGAAAUCGAUGCUAAAAUUAUGUUAAUCACUGCCGCAGUUGGAGUCAUGUUCAACAUUGUGAUGGGCUGUACCCUUCAUCAACACGGCCACACCCACGGCGGGGGACACGGUCACAGCCACGGCGGCCUAAGCACGACCAGUAGCGCCUCUGAUCUUGAAGCGGGAAACAACAGUGACGAAGCUGUAUCUGACAUUAGUGGAGACUCAAAAUGCAGCAAGGAUAGUCAGAAAAAAAGGAAGAAAGAACAAAAUAUCAAUGUGAAAGCAGCUUUUAUUCAUGUUAUAGGAGAUUUUGUUCAAAGUUUAGGGGUUCUCAUUGCGGCUUUCAUUAUAUAUUUUAAGCCUGAGUGGAAAAUAGCGGAUCCAAUCUGUACAUUUCUUUUCUCUGUUUUGGUGCUGAUCACAACAAUCAAUAUUCUGAGGGACACGCUCCACGUCUUAAUGGAAGGUGCCCCACAAGGUCUGGACUUCAAUGAAGUGAAGCAGUCAUUCUUCGAAAUCAAGGGAGUUAAGGAGGUUCACAACCUGAGGAUGUGGUCGCUGACGAUAGACAAGGCAGCACUAUCAGUACAUUUGGCAAUCGAUAAGAAACACAAUUCACAGGAAGUCCUCAAGCAGGCGUCGCGGAUGGUGCGGCAGCGUUUUAACAUUCAUGACGUCACGCUCCAAGUCGAGGAAUAUUGCGACACGAUGGAGGCCUGCGACGACUGCAAAGACCCGACCGACUGAGAAAAAAAUCGCAAGCGAUUUAUCAGACUUGUUUUCUCUUAUUUAUGUGAUAUUAUGGACUUAAAUAUCGUGCUGCGGCAAGAUGUUGUCAGCACAUGUUGUCGGUGAAUUGUGAGGCGGGAGAUUCCUGCCUGAAACGAGGUUGUUGACAGAAUGAUCAUGGGAUGCAGGUUUACAUUCAAGGAAGGACAAAACAGUGCCAUGUGGGGUUUGUGCAAGGGUGGUAUGGACUCAUAGGCCACAGCGUUGGUGCCAUGUGGGGUUUGUGGAAGGGUGGUAUGGACUCAUAGGCCACAGCGUUGGUGCCAUGUGGGGUUUGUGCAAGGGUGGUAUGGACUCAUAGGCCACAGCGUUGGUGCCAUGUGGGGUUUGUGCAAGGGUGGUAUGGACUCAUAGGCCACAGCGUUGGUGCCAUGUGGGGUUUGUGCAAGGGUGGUAUGGACUCAGGCCACAGCGUUGGUGCCAUGUGGGGUUUGUGCAAGGGUGGUAUGGACUCAUAGGCCACAGCGUUGGUGCCAUGUGGGGUUUGUGCAAGGGUGGUAUGGACUCAUAGGCCACAGCGUUGGUGCCAUGUGGGGUUUGUGCAAGGGUGG